UUAGGAAUUUCUGAUUCAUUUAAAGGAUUUCUGAUUCAUCAAACCCUGAAAAUGAAAGCAAAUUCAACAGGACAAAAGAAAACCAUGGAAUUUUUAAGUCAAGUAUGUGUCUUCUUCUUCUUUUUUGGAGUCAAAGUAUAUUGUCAACAUGAAACCUAUCAGUGGGAAGAAGACUAUGAUCAAGAGUCAGAUUAUACCUAUCAACCAGAAUUCCAAUUUCAUCAAAAUGUAGAAUAUGGAAAUCCUUUUCAUCAGCAUACUUUAGGAUGUGCUAGAGAAUGUUUUUGUCCACCUAAUUUUCCAUCAUCAAUGUACUGUGAUAACCGCAAACUCAAGACUAUCCCAAAUAUUCCAAUGCACAUUCAGCAACUCUAUCUUCAGUUCAAUGAAAUAGAAGCUGUGACUGAAAAUUCAUUCAUUAAUGCAACUCAUCUUAAAGAAAUUAAUCUCAGCCACAACAAACUUAAAUCUCAGAAGAUUGAUUAUGGUGUACUUGCCAAGUUUUCAAGUCUACUACAACUUCACCUAGAUCAUAACAAUUUAGAAGAAUUUCCAUUUCCUCUUCCUAAAUCUUUAGAAAGACUACUUCUUGGCUAUAAUGAGAUCUCUAGAGUACAGAAAAAUGCCAUGGAUGGAUUAGUAAACUUGACCAUGCUUGAUCUUUGUUAUAAUCAUCUUCAUGACUCUAUGUUCAAAGAAAAAAUCCUUUCCAAAAUAGAAAAACUAAUGCAACUAAACCUAUGUAGUAACAGAUUACAUUCAAUGCCUCCUGAUCUACCUUCUUCACUUAUGUAUCUGUCUUUAGAAAAUAACUCCAUUUCUUCUAUACCAGAAAAUUACUUCAAGAAACUUCCAGAACUUCAUGCUCUACGAAUGUCACAUAAUGAACUACAGGACAUUCCAUAUAAUAUAUUUAAUCUUUCCAACCUUAGAGAGCUCAAUGUUGGACAUAACAAAUUGAAGCAAGCAUUCUAUAUUCCAAGAAAUCUGGAACACUUAUAUAUAGAAAAUAAUGAAAUUGAAAGUAUUAAUGCUACCAUGAUAUGUCCAUCUAUUGAACCACUACAUUACCACCAUUUAACAUACAUUCGUUUGGACCAAAAUAAGCUAAAGGAACCAAUAAGCUCAUACAUUUUCUUUUGUUUCCCUCAUAUCCAUAGUAUUUACUAUGGUGAACAAAGAAGUACUAAUGGCCAAACAAUACAACUGAAGACCCAAGUUUUCCAAAGACAUCAAGAUGACGACAAUGAUGAUCACGAUGAUCACCAUAAUGCUUAUGAAGAUGGAGAACAAGAAGGAACAGAAGAAAAUUUUGACCCUCAUUACUAUGAAAUUCAAGAAUGGCAGGAAAUUAUAUAGGUAUAUAUUGAUGUCUUUACAAAGCAUUACUUAAUGUAAAUGUUA
This is a messenger RNA of Chrysochloris asiatica (Cape golden mole), 1404 nucleotides long. It is a transcript of the gene OMD, whose product is annotated as osteomodulin. The record is from RefSeq and is a predicted model, not a curated record. Gene Ontology annotation, molecular function: protein binding. The transcript has 3 exons. Lineage: Eukaryota; Metazoa; Chordata; Mammalia; Afrosoricida; Chrysochloridae. Bases 52 to 1359 code for a protein of 435 amino acids.